Molecule: messenger RNA, 3900 nt
Organism: Anthostomella pinea
Lineage: Eukaryota; Fungi; Ascomycota; Sordariomycetes; Xylariales; Xylariaceae
Source: the annotation of a GenBank genome assembly
AUGAAGGCAGUCCUUCCCGGCAAGCCAGAAGCUAGUCUUCAAGCCGUGUCCACAGGCUUUUGGGAUGGCAAGCGCAUUGUCGUCUACAUCAGCGGAAACGCUCUGGCCAUCCUCUCCGAUCCCGAAAACAUCCUACAGACCAUAUACGAUGACGACGAGCGGACGCUGGAGGCUGUUUCCUUUGAUGAGUGCUCGGGGAAGAUAGCAGCAUGCACAGAUACAACCAUACGGGUAUACCGGCCACUAGGGCAUGCCGACGAUUCGCUGAAGUGGGCUUUACAAUCUUCGUUCGAGGUCGACAAAGGUCCAACACCCGCGACACUCUCCUGGGGUAGCUCGGAGGAGCUCCUUGUUGGCCGAUCUUCCCUCUGGCUCUACGACACAUCCUCGACACCUCCUUCCUGCCAUUGGCGACAAGCGCUAGCGAACCCCGUGAAAGCAGCAAACCUCUCCUACGACUCGUCCUACAUCGCAUCCGUCGGCCAUCACGAUCGCUUGGUCAAGGUGUGGCGGAGACUGAACUUUGGCUCCGAGGAGGUACACUUCGACUUUGGCUAUCUGCCGCACCCACGAGCUGUCACGAGUAUACAAUGGCGUAAACCAUCCCACGUUGACCAGACCAUCGAGAACGUCCUCUAUACGUUUUGCGCCGACAAUGUCAUGCGCGUGUGGACAGGAGCAGAUGGGCACGGUUGCCAGACUCUCCGGCUAUGGGGAAAGCUGGAUCUCGCGGGGGCCAUAAAGAAAGAACCAACAAGUGACAAACACGACUUGAGAUGGGCCUUCAUCAUUGCCCAGCGAGACCUUGUCAAUGCGACGGAGAGGGCUGUCCAGGAAAGAGGAGAUGGUCAAGAAAAGGACGUCGCCCUUCAGUACCUGCUCUCCAUUGCCAACAGGGACACAGAAAUAUGCGUGGUCUUUGACGGCUAUGGAAGCAUGUCAUCUUGGGCAUUGGAGAAUGUUAGUAGCAAGUCGCGUGGGGCCAACAACGUGGACAAUGUCGCGUAUGUAAAGUCAAAGGACUUUGAGUUUCUCGGUCCCUCGACGGCGGUCCCGCACGUUGAGGUCCUCAGCUAUUGCAACAAGAGCUCGGGCAAUCUGCAUAUGCUGUUCCACCACUUCGAUGGCAACGUAGAGGUGUUUGAGAGCAAUAUCGCAGACUUUCUAGACCCUACCCCAAAGACGGGACGGUUGACACACCGAGCAACGUGGUCUGGACACUCCGCUUCGAUCAAGAAGAUUGUCCGUAAUGUCAGUGGGCGAGCUAUUGUGUCGAGGACCGAGAAAGGAGAGAGCAUUGUUUGGAAUCAUUCGGCUCAUCCACGACGAAAUAAACUAUUACGGCACAACAUCAUACCAGAAGUGCGGCACAUUCUUCGAAUAUGCCUAUUAAGGGGUGGACGGACCUCGAAGCACCAACUGUUAGGCGACUGCAAGUAUCAUGUCCCCGGUAAACCUCUCUGCAUACUGGUUCUACCUCCCCAGAAAGCUGAGAACGUAUCCGUCGCGCAUGUAGCGACCGUCACAUCUGAACAGCGGGGAGUGGUAUGGGAGGUCCAUCUACCUUUAGACGCACGCAAUGGUGAUGGCUCGAAGGUCAAUGGCCAUUCAGCGCCUAUCCGAGAGUUCUGCACAUUCAAUCUGGAUGGAGCGGGAGAUCUUGCCUACGUCUUGCCAGUUGAUCCCGCUGGUGCUUCACCUGUCCACUCCGGAUUCCUGGACGUCUUUGCUCGUGAUGUUGCGGUCUCCUAUACUCACAGUGGACGUGUCGAGUUCUGGACUGCCAGAGUUGACCCAAAGCGAAACCGGGUCGAGUGGUUGUCUACGUCUUCCAUGGAAACGGGUGUAACAGAACCUGCCUUGCUCAGUGGCAGCACCAUGAAGAAAGUUGCGCUCGUGAAUCAGAAUCGGUCCGAGAUCACUAUAUGGGACAUCCGGGGUGCUCGCCUGGAAUACGGACAGGACUUCGAAAGCAAUAAUACUGUGCAAGAUCUCGACUGGACUUCCACGCCGGACUCUCAGUCCAUACUCGCCGUCGGGUUUCCAUUCCGAGUCGUGCUUCUCUCACAGAUGCGCUUUGACUAUCUGAAUAAGGGCCCGGCUUGGGCGUCAAUUUGCGAGAUCAACAUUCGAGAUUUCACUCCUCAUCCCAUCGGAGACUCGACGUGGUUGAGUGAUGGCAACCUGAUAAUUGGCGCAGGCAACCAGCUGUUUCUCUACGACAGGAGAUUCGAGACCACCAAUCGGCUGGUUUCUGAUGCCCGGAUACCACAUAGCAAAGAUGGUACGCGAGACAUGUUCGAAGUGGUCCAGAAACUCAAUGGACCUUUGGCUGUAUUCCAUCCUCAGUUCCUUAGCCAGUGUAUGCUGUCAGGGAAGAAUAGGGCGGUACAUCGUGUACUUCUGUCAUUGAACCACACCCUGAAGUAUCAUGUUGAAGGCAAUGUGAUUGAUGACUACUUGGGACUCGACCUGGCCGAGUUCUACAUGGGCGAUGCAACGAGCGGCAACGGGAACGACCCUUCGUACCUUGUCAGCCGGAUGUCAUUCGACGACAACGAGGAGAGUUUCACGGAAGAUGUCGCCUUGGCCAUCUGCGAGAAGCUUCAGAAUAUCGCUUUGCCACAGUUAUCAGGCCAUGAACAGAUCCAGCUGCUGGAUAUUGUUGAGUGCGCCGGUGUUGUGGAGAAGCAGCGGCGCUCCAUGGAUGAGAACGGUGCGAGGUUUAUGCUCUUUUUCAGGCAACACGCAUUGCGGAAGGGCAGGACCAACGAGAUUCACAUGUCAUGGAGAGAAAUCAACUGGGCCUACCAUUCAACUAGUCAGGACAUACUGGUGGAUUUCGUAUCUCGCCAAUACCACGGGACGAUGCUGUGGGAGAAGGCCAGAGAGAGCGGCAUGUUCAUGUGGCUCACUGAUCCGGCUGCAGUGAAAGCACAAUUCGAGAUAGUGGCUCGAAAUGAAUACACCAAGAGCGAGUACAAGAACCCGGUCGACUGCAGUCUAUUCUACCUUGCCCUCAAGAAGAAGACCGUGCUUCGAGGUCUAUGGCGCAUGGCGAGCUGGAACAAGGAGCAACAAGCAACCCAGCGGCUUCUGGCAAACAACUUUGAAGAUCCCAAGUGGAAGACGUCGGCAUUGAAGAACGCAUACGCUCUGCUCAGCAAGCGUCGGUUCGAAUACGCGGCCGCUUUCUUCCUCCUGGCAGACCACCUGCAAGACGCCGUAAACGUUUGUAUGAAUCAAAUCAAGGACAUCCAGCUUGCCAUUGCUAUUGCACGAGUUUACGAAGGCGACUCUGGUCCUGUCCUGAGGCGACUACUGGAAAACGAAGUCCUAGCCGUAGCCGCCCAGGAAGGCAACAGAUGGCUUGCCUCGUGGGCGUUCUGGAUGUUGAAACGAAGGGACAUGGCUGUUAGAGCGCUCAUUACACCCGUCUUCACACUGCUGGAAACGCCAGCAUCGCCGGACAUGAAGGCGAAGUCGUUCCUGACUGACGACCCGGCGCUGGUGGUUCUGUACUCGCAACUUCGACAGAAGACGCUGCAGACGCUCAGGGGCGCGUCCAAGGUCACGCCCAGGGUAGAGUGGGAGUUUGUGAUCCACAACGCGGGUCUGUAUGACCGCAUGGGCUGUGAUCUCCUCGGUCUCGAUCUCGUCCGCAAUUGGGAGUUCCUCCGUAUCCAGCCGACGAUCACGCCGGACCUCGGCGGCGACAUCGAUCCGAGGCAGCUGCUCCGCCGCCGCAGCUCGCUCGUCGUGCAGGAUAUGCCGGUCUCGCCCGUGGCGCCUGGGGAUAUGCAGACGGGCGGCCACCACCAUGGCAGUGCUGUGAAGCCGCCGCCCAGCGUGUUUGAGGAGCCUGACUCGAGCUCGCUGCUGGAUAGCUUUGGGUUCUAG